GGAUCUUGUAGAGGAAACAAACUAAGAAACCUAAUAAACACACGCAAUAUAUUUUGUCCUUUAAAGAGACUUGGAUGGCAAGGAACAGGAAGGAUAAAGAUGGAGGAUUCGGCACGGAUGGUUUGGUUGCUGUGGCGAUAGACAAAGACAAGAGCAGCCAAAAUUCUCUGAAAUGGGCUGUUGAUAAUUUGUUACAGAAAGGCCAAACCAUCCUUCUCGUACAUGUCAAGCCUCGUGCUUCCUCCGUCUCAACAAACCCUUCUACUAACCCAAACUCUUCUAAGACGAGCCAAACAAAUGGUGAUUCUUCAGUGGUGACUGUAGAACCAGACGGCUCUUACAAACAGUUGUUCCUUCCCUUUCGUUGCCUUUGUUCACGCAAAGAAAUUCAAUGCAAAGAUGUGUUGUUGGAGGAUUCAGAUGUGGGGAAAGCUUUAGUUGAAUAUGCAAAUCAGGUCAUCAUUGAGGUGUUGGUGGUUGGUGCUUCCUCAAAAGGAGGCUUUCUCAGGUGUGUUUUUGUCUCUCUCUCUUUCCGGUUUGGCUGUGGAUCAGAUGUUAACAUUUGGGUAAUAAAACUCUGCAGGUUUAACAAACCUACAGACAUUCCAGUAAUCAUUACAAAGAAUGCACCAGAUUUCUGCACUGUUUAUGUCAUAACCAAAGGAAAGCUUUCAACAAAGAGAGCAGCCUCUCGUACUGCGCCUUCUGUUUCUCCAUUGCGCAUUGAGAUUCAACAGAAUAGCUCAAGGCCACAAUAUCCACGUUUGCCUUCUCCUGCAACUACUAACACAAGAGCAGCUGAGAGAAAAUCAUUUGAGUCUCAGCGCAGGUCCCUUGACGACCAAUCUGAGUCCUCCAGGCCACCUUUCACUAGAAGAGGCCUGAAUGGGAGAUCAUCAUACGGAGAUCUAUCGAUUCCAGAUCCUGACAUAUCCUUGUUCAGCUCCGGAAGACCAAGUACUGAGCGUCACUCCCUUUCCUUGUUUGACAAUUCUGACCAAAAUCGGACUCCUCCUCCAAGGCUAUCAAAUUUCUCCGACAUUGACAAUGGUAGCUUCGAGUCGAUGAACUACGGACAGGGGUCAAUGGAUAUAAGCUCACCACCUGCUUCCUCAAGAGACUCAUUUGAGAACGAAAGGUUUUCAUCUGCUUCACCAGGAGGGGAGGAUGUGGAGGCUGAGAUGAGGAGGCUUAAACUGGAGUUGAAACAAACGAUGGAAAUGUACAGUUCAGCUUGCAAGGAAGCGCUCACAUCAAAACGGAAGGCAACGGAGCUUCAACGCUGGAAGUUAGAAGAAGAGCGGAAGUACGAAGAGGCAAAGCAAGCAGAGGAAGCUGCGUUAGCCAUUGCAGAGAAGGAGAAAGCAAAAUCCAAAGCGGCACUGGAAGCAGCUGAAGCAGCUCAAAGGAUCGCUGAAAUGGAGUCCAAAAAGAGAAUCAGUGCGGAGAUGAAAGCUCUCAAGGAGACUGAGGAGAAAAAGAAAGCGGUGAAUGCUUUAGCGAAUGCAGAUGUCAGAUACAGGAAGUACUCCAUCGAGGAGAUUGAGGAUGCAACAGAGUACUUUGAUGAGAAGUACAAGAUAGGAGGAGGAGGUUAUGGACCUGUCUACAAGUGUUAUCUGGAUCAGACACCUGUGGCUGUGAAAGCUUUGCACACAGAUGCAGCUCAAGGCAGGUCACAGUUUAAGCAAGAGGUUGAAGUGUUAAGCUGCAUGAGGCACCCUCAUAUGGUUCUUCUGCUUGGAGCCUGCCCAGAAGGUGGGUGCUUAGUGUAUGAGUUCAUGUCCAAUGGGAGCUUAGAAGACCGUCUUUUCCAACAAGGAGACAGCCCACCCCUCUCUUGGCAAACGAGGUUCAGAAUCGCUGCAGAGAUCGGCACUGUGCUGUUGUACCUCCACCAGACUAAACCAGAACCACUUGUUCACCGUGAUCUCAAGCCGGCAAACAUCUUGCUAGACCGCAACUUUGUCAGCAAGGUUGCUGAUGUUGGCCUGGCUAGGCUUGUCCCUCCAUCGGUUGCAAACACUGUGACACAAUACCGCAUGACAUCAACUGCUGGCACGUUCUGCUACAUUGAUCCAGAGUAUCAGCAGACUGGUAUGCUGGGUGUGAAAUCUGACAUUUAUUCACUCGGCAUUAUGUAUCUGCAGAUGAUAACAGGAAAGCCACCAAUGGGUCUAACUCGUUACAUUGAGAGUGCCCUGGAGAAGGGGAAUUUGAAAGAUGUGCUUGAUCCAUCUGUUUCUGAUUGGCCUGUUGAAGAUACCACAGAGUUUGCCAAGUUGGCUCUCAAAUGUGCAGAGAUAAGGCGAAAAGAUAGACCUGAUCUUUCCAAAGUUAUAUUGCCAGAGCUCAACAGACUAAGAGCACUUGCUGAAGAAUCAAGUCGGUCUGCGGUAGUCAUCAACAGUCCCGGACCAAGCCCCACCGUUAGUCAAACUUCUUCCCCCAAGUUGAACAGAUGAAUGAUAUUUCCAUGACAGUGAUUCAGUGACCUCUGAGGUCUCAAGUUUUGUUGUGAUGAACAUAUAGAUCUGCACAGAAAUCAACAAUCCAUGUUUCACCAGAAGUUACAUUUUGUAUAUACUCAUGAAACGAGCAAUUGAAUUUGCAUGCUCAAUGUAUAUUGCCGCAGAGUGUCUUUCCCAUAUAGAAAAUGUUCAAAUUGUAUAUAUGAUUCUAGUUAACUUACCAUCUAGUU
Messenger RNA from Brassica oleracea var. oleracea, 2701 nucleotides. RefSeq names its product U-box domain-containing protein 35. Gene Ontology annotation, molecular function: protein kinase activity; ATP binding. Gene Ontology annotation, biological process: protein phosphorylation. Lineage: Eukaryota; Viridiplantae; Streptophyta; Magnoliopsida; Brassicales; Brassicaceae. Bases 75 to 2465 code for a protein of 796 amino acids. The record is from RefSeq and is a predicted model, not a curated record. The transcript is spliced from 9 exons.